CCGACAGGCUCUCUUGGACAGACACUCUAAGAUUGCUGGCUCUUGCCCAGUCAGGAGACUAAAAGCUCUGCUGGAUAUGCUGGAUAUUGGAACCGAUGGACUGGUUGAGGAGUCUGGACCAGAUUUGGGUUUGAUCAGUCAACGCAUGGAGUUCCAUCCCAGCUCACUCAAAGAGACUUUCUGCUGCUUUACAGGAAAAUGGGGAUCAGGCGACAAUGAAUCAGGACUUUACCUUCAGAAUUUUGGGAAACUACCUGUUAAAGACUGACACGCAAACAGGGUCUUGUAUUCACUUUGUGACUUUUUCUAAAUUAAAACGGAAAUAUCGUUUUCUUGCAAAGAUCAGUGGUCCAUCUCAGUUGGAAACUACACUGGUCUAGAGAUGACUGGAUUCCUGCAUAUUGGACUUAUACUUUUCUCAUUUGUGGUGGUAUGUGAGAGCGAACCAUCACAUGCUGGACUAGACAGAGACGGGGAGUCACAUGAAAAUUCCAGACUGGUCCAUCUGACUUCUCAAUGGGCCUUCCAGCUGGCCAAUAACUCGCUGACCUUCUCCAGUGCCGACAGAUUUUGCAGAGGCCAUUUCAGCUCCCUUGCCACCCUUGAACAGUCAGAGGACCAGGAGGGAGUCUUUGAGCUGCUUAAGCAUACUAGACAUCGUUUGCCUAUUUGGGUCAGGGAUCCAAGCAAAGCAGACUCCAGGUCUGUGGCCCUCUCCAAACAGUAUGCGCAGUUCUCUGCUCUAAAUUUCCCAAAGGAGUCCCGUGAGGGCUUUUCUCGUGUCAACAUGUCCUUUCCCACCAUGUCGUCCAUCAGUGUGUGUGUUCGAGUUCAGUGGAACCCAGAGUGGCCUGAGGUGUCCACCAUCUUUUCCUACGCUGCACCUAUCUUUACCAAUGAGUUCCAGCUAAGGGGUCAAGUGGAUGUGCAUGGACGCAUUCUCCUUGCGCUCAUCAUCCACGGGAAGCACCUGCCGUAUAAGGCGUCCUUUCCCAAUGACGGCGCUUGGCAUCACAUAUGUGUCACAUGGCUCCGGAUCAGUGGCCACUGGGCUAUCUAUGUGGAUGGAGACAGAAAGGACAUGGGCUCAGGCACGGACUCUUCCAGGAAUAUCUAUGGGGAUGGUAUAUUUAUACUGGGUCAGGACCAAGACUCAUUUGGAGGAAAUUUCACCGAGCCUUUUUUUGGAAAUAUCACUGACCUCAAUGUUUGGAAUAUUUCUCUGGAAACAAGGCAUAUCCAGGCUCUCAAUGUAUGUUCACCCAUGAUCCCGGAGUUGCUCUUCAGUUGGAAUCUUGCCGACCUAAACAGCCACCCAACGGUUAAAGAGGUUCAGUUGCUUCUUUUUUGCCCAGCAGUGUACCAGCAGAUGGAGCUGCAUGGCUGCAGGACGCUUCGGGGAUGGUCACAUCAGCUCCCACUGCUCGGCUGGACAAACUGCUUCGAUUCACUGUUGUUCAUCUGCAGGAGCAGAAGAGAGCGUUACCUGACGGUGAAGCAGAUGACAGAUUCUCAGAACUCCGGGCCCACGGCUUUCAUGAACCAUUUGAUGAAGCGUUCCAACAAAACUCAGGCAGCGCUGGUGCAGCAGCCGUCAAGCCUGAGCAGUCUGGCCGAGGCCUCCACCCUGCUGGACAUCUCUGCCCAGGCCUUGGAGGACACCCGACAGGAGGGACUGGAGCCGACAGACAUGGUUUCCAUCAUCAAGCUGCUGUCUCUGGCUGCGGAUGUCCCUGCUCAGCCAGGCACAGAAGCCACCAACCACAGCCGGAACGUGGCCCAGGAGCUCAGCCGCCACUUCAUCAGCGUGGCUGACAGAAUAAUCGGUGGAGACAACGCCCUGAAGUGGCAGGCCAUCAAAGAGGUGGUGAACGGCCCCAUGGAUGUAGUCAAGAGUAUUGACCGGAUGGUGACGUGCCUUAGCCCUCGCUUGAUGGUAGAGACUGAUCACCUGAUCAUUCACAGACCCAACAUCAAAGUGGAGGUGCAGCAUCAGAUGCUGCAGGAAGAAUCCAGAGGGUUUACCUUCUGUGGCCCUGAAACAGAGAAGAACUCCAAACUAGACUGCAUUUCAGUCCCACAUCAGAAGAUACAGGCUCUCCAUGACAACGGCUUUGUUAAGCUCACCCUGGUCAACACGUGGUACGGUUCCUUGUGGCCUCUUUUCAAUCUGGAGGAGAACAUCACCAUGGUUCCUACCGUCACUGAUGGCAGCCAGAGGUAUUUGGGCACUGUGUUGGGCUCUUCUGUCAUUUCCACCACAGUGAUGGGAGACAACCAGCCGGUUAGCACAGCGGUCCGCUAUCAACUCCAACACAGAGUUCAGAAUCCCACUGGUACUGUAUAUGAUCCAGUGUGCGCCUUCUGGGAUUUUGAUCUCAUUCCAGAGUCUGGUGGGUGGUGGAAUACCAAAGGUUGUGAUGUAGUGUCCAAACAAUAUGGAUACACUGUGUGCUCCUGCAACCACACCACCAAUUUUGCGUUGCUGCUGCAGGUCUAUGAAGCCCAGAGGAGCCCAGAGAACGAAAAAGCUUUGCAGGUGCUGACGUUCGUUGGCUGUGGAGUGUCUGUGUGUGGCCUCCUCUUCACCUUCAUCCUCUUCAUUGCUGUGGGUAUCCCAAAAUCCGACCGUACCACUGUCCAUAAGAACCUGAUUGUUGCUCUGGGCAUUGCUGAGCUGCUGUUGAUGUGCAGCGACUGGGCAUCUGCCAAUGAGGCAGCAUGCUUUGUGGUGACGGCAUUACUCCACCUCUUCUUCAUGGCCUCCUUCUCCUGGAUGUUGGUGGAAGGACUGCUGCUCUGGAGCAAAGUUGUGACAGUUAACAUCAGCGAGGACCGCAGGAUGACUCUCUACUACAUCAUCGGCUGGGGACUUCCUGUUCUGAUAGUUGGUAUAACACUGACAGUAUCAGUGGACGAGUACAAGGCAGAUGAUCACUGCUGGCUCAAUGUGAAGACUGACACCAUCUGGGCCUUUGUGGGACCGGUUGUCUUUGUAUUGGCGGUCAAUACAGUCGUGCUAUGUCGGGUUGUCAUGGUGACUGUUUCCAGCGCUCGUCGUCGUGCGAAGAUGCUCAGUCCAAGCUCGGCGUCAAAGAUAGAGAUCUUUGACCUCACCUGGGCUGUGACCCGUCCAGUUCUCAUCCUGCUGCCAGUUCUGGGUUUGACCUGGCUGUGUGGAGUACUGGUCCAUCUGUCGGUAGUACUUGCCUAUAUAUUCAUCAUUCUCAAUGCACUGCAGGGCCUGUAUAUCUUCUUAGUGUAUGCUGUCUACAACAGUGAGGUGAGGAAUGCCAUAAAGAGGAUCAAAGAAAAGAGAAAGGCCUUAUCUUUCACGAACUGUUCCCAGCCAACCAGCUUCUUACCUUCCCAGAGGGCCCCGAUGACUUCCUGGGGCCGCAGUCCACCAACCCCCUCCAGCCCUGAAACUAGUGAGACCUCUGGACCUGCAAGCUCCAUCUACACAUCGUUGGUCAUCAAAAACGAGAGCUUCAGAAAGGAAAGCUUUGUGAGUUUCUCUUUCAAACCAGAAUCAGAAAAUCAAGUGGUCCAGCUGACUGGGUUCAAGCCGUCAGGUUGUUGAACUGCAAAUGGAGUAGAUCCUGAUACUCAGUAACAACCAGCACGCACUACGAUGGACACAUGUAGAUCCUGUCUGAGGAAGUGCACUGUCUGCCGCCACACACACACACACACACACACACACACACACACACACACACACACACACAAUGCGGGGAGAAUGAGUAUGGAAUAAAGUAAGCAUGGAGGCAGGAGGAUGACCAGAACAGAACAUCAAUAUUCUCUCUAAACUCUUAACAUAUGACAUAAUCAUAGUGCUGACUCACUGGCAGUAAAGUAAAUGGAGAACAGAGACGUAAAUGUUUUUUUUUCAUGUGAUUCAUCAUAUACGGUCUGAUGAAUCACAUGUUUAUAGCUUGGUAUUGUAAACAGGUGGCCUGAUCUCUACAAAGCACAAUGAGUCUCUGUGAGUCUUGGCCUUUAAAGGAUCAGUUUUUAUGUUUUGGGUAAAGCAAAGGAAAUAUUUUUCUCUCUUAGAAUCACAAAGUAUUUUGAGAACAAUAACAUGCUUUCCUUUACGUUAUAAACAAGGGUUAGAUAAUGCUUCUUAAAGUAGACUUACCAAGACCAACUAUUUUUAUGUUUCACUGAUAUUACUGCUGGGCUUCUUACUCUUCUGUCCUCAUUUUUCUCAUCUCUGCUUGUACUGUAGAUAGAUGGACCUGCAAAGAACCCUAUAGAAGUUACUGAUGUAUAUAUUAAAAAAGGCAUCCCAUUUGUUGGUCACUGUAUUUGCUGUAUUUGCCGUAAUUGUUGUAAUUGUCUGAAAUGUGUUACCUCUGUUUACACGUUCUGGCGUUUCUUUUGGUGGAAGAGGGCAGACUUUCAAACAUGUGCUUUGUAAGAUAAUUAAUAACUUUCAUCAUAAUUGCAAUUAAUCUUCUUGAUAAAAAAACAUAUUAUUACUUUGUUCUUCAAAAGAAGUAAAUACUUCUUAUAUACCCAAUCAAAUUGCAGCAGUAUUAAACCCAACUUGUCAUCAAAUGUUGACCAUCCGCUGUCAUUGGCAGCAGCAGUAGCUAGCUUGUGUUCUUUAGUUUGCCUUCACUUGUGAGUCCAAAUGAAUUUCCAUCCAAAGAGUUUUGUUCCACCAUGAAAUGUAAUCAGUGUGUAGAAAUUGAAAAAAAGGAUGUGUGAUAAAACCAUGUUAGCAUACA
Molecule: messenger RNA, 4739 nt
Organism: Pungitius pungitius (ninespine stickleback)
Lineage: Eukaryota; Metazoa; Chordata; Actinopteri; Perciformes; Gasterosteidae
Gene: adgrd2
Product: adhesion G protein-coupled receptor D2
Exons: 25
Coding region: 383-3583 (1066 amino acids)
Biological process (GO): adenylate cyclase-activating G protein-coupled receptor signaling pathway; cell surface receptor signaling pathway
Cellular component (GO): plasma membrane
Molecular function (GO): G protein-coupled receptor activity
Source: RefSeq, a predicted model, not a curated record